Messenger RNA from Gadus macrocephalus (Pacific cod), 1620 nucleotides. RefSeq names its product protein shisa-2. Lineage: Eukaryota; Metazoa; Chordata; Actinopteri; Gadiformes; Gadidae. The record is from RefSeq and is a predicted model, not a curated record.
AUGCGGGGCGCUGUCCCCAUGUCCGUCUCUACGGCGGUGACCCUGCUGCUAGUGGUCCUGGACGUGCAGGCCAGCGGGGAGUACUGCCACGGCUGGCACGACGCGCAGGGCGCCUGGAGGGACGGCUUCCAGUGCCCCGAGAAGAUCGACAGCGAGGACGCCAUCAUCUGCUGCGGGAAGUGCGAGCUGCGCUACUGCUGCGCGAGCACGGAAGCGCGGCUGGACCAGGGCACGUGCGACAACGACCGGCCGGAGCCGGAGCCCGGCGGCGGGGGCGCGGAAAGGAACGACGGCGGGGCAGUGCCCAUCUACGUGCCCUUCCUCAUCGUUGGCUCUGUGUUCGUGGCCUUUGUGCUGGUGGGCUCCGUGGUCGCCGUGUGCUGCUGCCGCUGUCUCCGCCCCAAGCAGGAGCUCGGGGGGGGCAGGGGCGGGGGCCGUCUCCUGGAGACCAUCCCCAUGAUGGCCAGCGUGGGCACCUCCAGGGGCUCCUCCUCCCGCCAGUCCAGCACCGCCACCUCCUCCAGCUCCUCGGCCCGCGGCGGCCCCCGGCCCGCCCCCCAGCAGAUGAUGCACGCCCAGGCGUCCUGCUGCGUCCCGGGGGACGGCAGCGUCUUCGUCAACAUGCCCACCAACUUCUCGGUUCUCAACUGCCAGCAGGCCACCCAGAUCACCCACCAGGGACAGUUCCUCCACCCGCAGUACAUCGGCUACGCCCACCACGCCAUGUCCCCGGCCGCCGCCUACAUGGACCCCAGCCACCAGGGGGUCUACCGCCAGCUGCAGUCCCCCUUCCCCGCGCCCACCAGUGUGGCGAGCAUGGCGGGUGAGCAGCUCAAGCACCCUGCGGUGACGGUGUGAGCGGGGCCACCUCGGACUCAGUGAGCCUCUACACGGGACGUCCCGGCCCGGCCAGAGACCUUGAGGUUGUGGAGGACGUGGAGGACGAGGCCCGGCCUGUGGGGGGGGGGGGGGGACAGGAGUAGUGUGGAGUCAGGCUCACAUGAAGGACUCUGAAAAGGCUGUGUGUGUGUGUGUGUGUGUGUGUGUGUGUGUGUGUGUGUGUGUGUGUGUGUGUGUGUGUGUGUGUGUGCGUGCCCAGUGCUUGUGGUGCAGGACAGAUGCGUGUAUAAUGUGGCUGUCUAAUACACAAAGACACUGCUAUGGCCUGCUGGGUAAUGCAGCGCAGAUGGGUAACACUGCACAUCUUAUUACCCCCUUAAACCCAGUACAGACCCUGUGUGUGUGAAUGUGUGUAUGUGUGUGGUUUUGUGCAUGCAUGCGCAAUGCGCAUGUAUGCGUCUCUGCGUUGGAACGCUUGUUUGUGAGUUUGUGUGUGUAUAAGUGUGUAGUGCGGGAGAGACAGUAAAUGGAAAGAUGAAAUGUGUGAGCCAAUGUGUGUAGACACAGAGAUGACUAAUGUGGGCCCGCCGUACAAUGAGGGGAUACGGGGGGAGAGAGAGAGAUCACACACGCGCUGUGUGUCCGACGCGCACAAUCUGCGCUAUGAAUGAAUGGGGAAUGCAUCAUGCUCUAUUGGAUGGGCUCUAGGUGCGAUGUAUCAGGGUGUGUGUUUGUGUGUGUGUACUGUACAUGUGAGUGGGGAACAACUUGUGUGUGUGU